This is a messenger RNA of Nymphalis io (European peacock), 2145 nucleotides long. RefSeq names its product large subunit GTPase 1 homolog (gene Ns3). The transcript has 10 exons. Bases 104 to 2044 code for a protein of 646 amino acids. The record is from RefSeq and is a predicted model, not a curated record. Lineage: Eukaryota; Metazoa; Arthropoda; Insecta; Lepidoptera; Nymphalidae. Gene Ontology annotation, biological process: ribosomal subunit export from nucleus. Gene Ontology annotation, molecular function: GTPase activity; GTP binding. Gene Ontology annotation, cellular component: cytosol.
UCAGACAGACAAAAUGUUAUAAUUUAGACAUUAGUAAACCACGUUUAUUUUUAACAGAAAGUUUUUCUAAGUUUAUUAUCGCAUUUUCAGUUUGUUUCAUACAAUGGGAAAGAAAAAUAAAGAAUCACUCGGUCGUGCUCUUAUUAAAGACAGAUUUGCUAAAAAUCGACAUCGCCGACAUGUAGAAGACAAUACGAUGCUCCAUACGACGGAGGUCCAGGAUGGAUAUGAUUGGGGUCGUCUUAAUUUACAAUCUGUCACAGCCGAAUCUUCACUCCAAGAGUUCUUGUCAACGGCAGAGCUAGCUAACAGAGAGUUUAUUGCUGAAAAAAUGAAUGUUAAAUAUGUUAAAUCUGCCCCAUGUGAAGUUGAAUUGGCUACCUCACAACCAGAUUUUGAUGAGCCGCUGACAGUUCCAAGAAGACCUCAAUGGAAACCAGGUAUCACAGCAGAGGAACAGUUAACAAAAGAAAGAGAUGAAUUCCUUGAUUGGAGACGUUAUUUAAAUGAACUGCAAACCAAACUGGGUGCAGCAGUAACACCAUAUGAAAGAAAUUUAGAACUCUGGAAACAGCUGUGGAGAACCUUAGAGAAGUCUGAUAUAGUUCUAAUAUUGUUGGAUGCAAGAAAUCCACUUUUGUUCAGAUGUGCAGAUUUGGAGAAGUAUGCGACUGAACAAAAAUGCAAGAUUUUUUUGUUAUUAAACAAAGCUGAUUUAACUACAGAGUAUGGGAGAAAAUGUUGGGCAGAGUAUUUUGCUAAAGAGAACAUUUCAAUAAUAUUCUUCUCUGCUGCAAAAAGUACUAAGGAAAGGAAAAUAUCUGAAGAAAGUAAUGAAGCUAAUGGAGUUGAUGAUAAUCAUGACUCAAGCGCAGAGUCUGUUGAUUCUGAAGAGGAAAGUGAAAAUCAUAAUGCUUUAAAUGAAACACGAGAUGACAUUGAAUUGUUUAAAAAGCAAUUGGGAGAUCUCGGUAAAGCAGUUAAUGAUACGGCUAAUAGAAUAGAUGCCAUUCAAGAAGCAUUAGAUAAGGUACUAGAAAAUUUAAGAUUGGAGAAACCAAUAGAAACUUUUCAGAGUAUAGAAUUAACACUUACACAGUCAGCAGAUAAAUCGGAAGCAACAAAUACAAAUUCUGUUUCAGAAGAAGCAGAUAAAAUAAAUGAAAAUAUUGACCAAGUAACAAAUUCACAUGAAAUUUUCGACCGGGAUAGACUGAUACAAGUUCUUAAAGAGCAGAAGAUUGAUAAAUUAAAGAAUCCACCAAGACUGACAGUUGGAAUGAUCGGUUACCCCAAUGUUGGAAAAUCAAGCUCUGUUAAUGUUUUGAUGCAAACUAAAAAGGUUAGUGUCAGCUCCAUGCCGGGUCACACAAGACACAUACAGUCCCUGAUAUUGGAUGAUGAUAUAGAACUGCUGGACUGCCCUGGACUAGUAUUACCGGCAUAUGCCGUAACACCAGAUCUCUUGCUGACAGCUGUUCUGCCCAUUGAUCAAAUGCAAUCUCACGAUGCAGCAAUGGCGCGUCUGUGCCAGCUCGUGAGUCGAUACACAUUCCAGCACAAAUAUGGACUCCUUCUACCAGAGUAUGAAGGCAGUGAACUUGAAUACAGGAAAAUAUUGACCGCGCAUGCUUUUAAUAGAGGCUUCAUGACAGCCGCUGGUCAGCCAGAUCAAUCGAGAUCAGCUCGACUUUUCUUGAAAGACGCUGCCAGUGGUCGCUUACACUGGGAACAAUUACCCCCUGGAUAUGAACCAGCUCCUGUGGAUGAUUUGAUAGAAGAGAAGAAAAAUGAGACCAGGAAACCAACACCAAGAGAGGCUAGAGCUGUUGAGGGUUGGAUGAAUAAGUCAAAGGAAAUCGACAAUACGUUUUUCGCUAUGCAGAAGAGUGGUGCCCACGUUAAAGGAAAACCAAUUUUGGGUGUCACAGCGCCAUCAGAAAAGCCGAUUGUUAGAAAACCCUGGAAACUUGAAAAGAAACAUGCAAAUAAAAACAAAAGAGAAAAGUUGAGAAGAGUCUAUGCUCAUUUAGAUGAACAUUGAAGACCACAGAUUGAAUAUUAUAGAGUUCAGAAAAUAAAUAUGUAGCAUUAAUUUAAAAACUUGAGUACAUAACGAAUGUCGAUAUUUAAUAAACUAUGUUG